AUGAAUCUUAGAAGAAAUGCUUUUGAAAUAACAGUUUUCCCUUUCGUUCGUUUCAAGCUUAAGCCCAUCUUCCCCAUCAGCUGCUUAUCCCAUUGUCAUCGAGAACUUGACAUGUUUAACAACGAUGCGCUCAAGUACGUUCUCCCCAUCAUUCCGGUGCGCCAAACGGAGAAGCCUGGUGUCAACUCGCAGGUAGAAGUGGAUCUAUCAUCCUCCGACAAAAAGGCCGUCGGCAAAGAGCGUGAUGCUUGCAUCAAGCUCUUUGAUGAUUUUUACAAGCACCUGGUCCGGAAAGAGAACUCUGUAGAUGAUAAACUGAGCACAAGUGCGGGAUGCGAGAAGUAUGUGAAAGACCUUGUUGAUAGUAUUGAUGAGUACACAUCAUCCCUUGCCAAUAUUGUUUCCAAAACGCCAAAGUUUGCGAGCCUUCAGUACUUUUACUGGAGCUCGCCGCUUACGGACAAGCAAGAGAUGGCGUUCGACGACUACCGAUAUGAGCUUCUUGGGGUGUACUACAACGUUGGUGCCAUUCUCAUGAACAUUGCUCAGUACCUGCUUUGCGUGAGAGUAACAGUAGGAACACUCUCUUUCCUCGAAAAGGACGCCUACCGCGCCCUCAUCAAGGCGUCUGCCUAUUUUCACUUUUGCGCUAAUAUUGCCGAUAAUAUGAAGGAGCACGAGAUUGGUGUCGCACAGGUAUCAAUUCCUCUCGAUGUAGAGAAGGAAAUGGCUAUUUUUCUGGAAAGCUUGGCACUUGCUCAAGCACAGGAAAUCGGUGUGUCGAAGGCGUUCAGUGCUGAUCCCAAAGAGAACACGGAAACCACUGCUCGUCUCAGCCACCAACUUUUUCUCAUGUACGAGGCAGUGUGCACAAAUGCCCGCACCAUAAAUACGCGCAGCAAAGCAUUCGUGGAUAUUUCAACACUGUCUAUCUUGAAGCGCGAUAUCUUCCACGCGCUUGCGUACCAGCAUGCAGCCUCUCAUCUCUUCAACAAGAACCCAGGAUCUGGACUCAGCCUUCUGAACCAGGGACUAGAGCGCGCGACGAUUGUGGAAGACUAUUUGACAAAGUCUCAAAAAGGUAAGCUGAAACUUCCUUUCGACGCUGAGCGCUUUGUCGGACUGUGCACCAAAAACAUUAGGAACAACACAGAGCGCCUCAACAAAAUAAACUCACUGGUUCACCGAGCCAAGCCCGAUUCGACGAAAGCACCAUUACCGCCCCCACAGCCACUCGCGAUUCGUCCAGAUAUCUCACUCUCCUUCCGGCUAGAAGGAUAG
This is a messenger RNA of Leishmania braziliensis MHOM/BR/75/M2904, 1281 nucleotides long. RefSeq lists its product as hypothetical. The record is from RefSeq and is a predicted model, not a curated record. NCBI's taxonomy places the organism in Eukaryota, Euglenozoa, Kinetoplastea, Trypanosomatida, Trypanosomatidae. The transcript has a single exon. Bases 1 to 1281 code for a protein of 426 amino acids.